Molecule: messenger RNA, 1281 nt
Organism: Medicago truncatula (barrel medic)
Lineage: Eukaryota; Viridiplantae; Streptophyta; Magnoliopsida; Fabales; Fabaceae
Exons: 3
Coding region: 1-1281 (426 amino acids)
Source: RefSeq, a predicted model, not a curated record
AUGCCAGGGGCUCAACCCCUGGCAAAUUGCACAAUCUUGUGGCAAAUUGCUGACAGCUUUUUGAGUGUUGGAGACCGAGCUUUGCCAGGGGUAGCUCCUGGCAUGGCUCCUGCAGUGUUUAUUGCCUCUUGUUGUUCCCUUGCCAUCCUUGUUGCUGUUUGGAGCUGUUCUAUCAUCAAGCUUCAACAAUUGAACGUGACAAAGAUGGAGUAUUAUCAGCAUUAUCGUAGUUGGAUGUAUGACAGAACGUUUCCGGGAAGAAGAGGAUUAAAACCCCAUUUUGUGGAAGGAGUUCACGGAUUUAUUUCAUGGGCAUGGGAACAACAAGUUCGUCAAAAUGAGGGAGGGAUAAGAUGUCCGUGCCUUAAAUGUGUGUGUAGAUAUAUAAAGACUGACCCCAAUGAAGUGAAGAAACACUUGGAAAAAGUUGGAUUUAUGCUUGAUUAUUGGGUUUGGAUUUAUAACGGUGAACAGUUUCAAAAUUUUGGGGCGAAAGUCAAUGCACAAGCUUCAAGUAGUGGAAUAAAUGUGGAUGAUAAUGAGCAAUUCAACAUGAUGAAUGAUAUGGUCGUUGAUGCUUUAGGUGUGGAAUUGUCUUCCAAUAAUGAUGUUGAAGAUGAACAAGGUGAAGAACCCCCAAAUGAGCAAGCCCAAAGAUUUUACCAGUUGUUGAGUGAAUGUAAUGUCCCGCUGUUUGAAGGGUGUACGCAAUCAAAGUUAUCAAUGUGUGUCAGACUUUUAGCUCAUAAGGCAAAUCAUGGUGUUGCUGAUAAAGGUGUGGAUCCAAUUACGGAGAUGUUGUUGGAUGUGACUCCUUUUAAAGAUAAUUUGCCAGCAACUUAUUAUGACGCUGAGAGGUUGGUCAUGAAGUUGGGAUUAAAAGUUGAUAAGAUUGAUUGUUGCAUAAACGGUUGCAUGUUGUUUUAUGACAAUGAAUUUGGAAAAAAUGACGGAGCAUUGGUGGAAUGCAAAUUUUGUCAGAGUCCACGGUAUCGUCUAACCAAGAGUGGGAGGAUUCCGAAUAAGACAAUGUUUUACUUGCCAAUAAUACCAAGACUACAAAGAUUGUUUGCAUCGAUGAAAACUGCUAGCCAUAUGACGUGGCAUCAUUCAAACAAAAUUCUUGGAGUCAUGCGACAUCCAUCCGAUGGUGAAGCUUGGAAACACUUUGAUGAAGUAUAUCCUGAUUUUGCAGCAGAUCCGCGUAAUUUAAGACUUGGAUUGUGCUCUGAUGGUUUCACUCCACAUAUCCAGGCAUCAGGGAAACCCUAUUCUUGUUAG